Hemiscyllium ocellatum (epaulette shark) is the source of this 2557-nucleotide messenger RNA. It is a transcript of the gene myb, whose product is annotated as v-myb avian myeloblastosis viral oncogene homolog. The transcript has 15 exons. NCBI's taxonomy places the organism in Eukaryota, Metazoa, Chordata, Chondrichthyes, Orectolobiformes, Hemiscylliidae. Gene Ontology annotation, biological process: regulation of DNA-templated transcription. The record is from RefSeq and is a predicted model, not a curated record. Gene Ontology annotation, molecular function: DNA-binding transcription factor activity, RNA polymerase II-specific; RNA polymerase II cis-regulatory region sequence-specific DNA binding. Gene Ontology annotation, cellular component: nucleus. Bases 50 to 1951 code for a protein of 633 amino acids.
UUGGCUGAUCACUUGCAGCGACACUUCUUCCGCACUCUCUGAGAGACUCAUGGCUCGGCGGCCGCGGAAUAGUUUAUAUAGUAGUGAUGAGGACGAAGAAGAAAUUGAAAUGUUUGAUCAUGAUUAUGAUGGCCCCCAACCAAAGUCUUGUAAACGUCAAUUAAGCAAAACUCGAUGGACACGUGAAGAGGAUGAAAAACUGAAGAAAUUAGUUGAACAACAUGGAACAGAAGACUGGAAAGUGAUUGCUAAUUUCCUUCCAAAUCGGACUGAUGUGCAGUGCCAACACCGCUGGCAAAAAGUUCUAAAUCCCGAACUUAUUAAAGGCCCUUGGACAAAAGAAGAGGAUCAAAGGGUAAUAGAACUUGUUCAGAAAUAUGGCCCAAAACGCUGGUCUGUUAUCGCAAAGCACUUAAAAGGCAGAAUAGGAAAACAAUGCCGGGAGCGAUGGCACAAUCAUCUGAAUCCUGAAGUUAAAAAAACUUCCUGGACUGAAGAAGAAGACAGAAUUAUAUAUCAAGCACAUAAAAGACUUGGAAAUAGAUGGGCAGAAAUAGCAAAGCUACUUCCUGGAAGGACUGAUAACGCUAUCAAGAACCAUUGGAAUUCAACAAUGCGUCGUAAAGUGGAGCAAGAGGGCUAUCUGCAGGAAUCUUCAAAAAUUAGUCAGCCAACAGUGACCACAAGUUUUCAAAAAAAUAAUCACAUUAUGGGUUUUGCCCAUACACCUCCUUCUGCCCAGUUGCCAACUACCCAACCCCAAGUAAAUGGUGACUAUGCAUAUUUUCACAUUCCUGAUCCACAAGAGAUACCAUACCCAGUGGCUCUACAUAUGAACAUGGCCAAUAUUCCCCUACCUGGCACUGCAGCUAUUCAGAAGCACUAUAAUGAUGAAGAUCCUGAAAAAGAGAAAAGAAUAAAGGAAUUAGAGUUGCUACUAAUGUCGACUGAAAAUGAACUGAGAGGGCAGCAGGCAUUACCAACUCAAGCAGCAGACUACUCUGGUUGGAAUGGUACUGUAGUCAUUGAUAAUGCAGGAGUUCACAAUAGCAGUGUGGCCAUUACUUGUUUGGGAGAACAUCGGCAGCCAGCACACCCACCUCACAUGGAACAUGGUUGUUUGCCAGAAGAAAGUGCAUCACCAGCAAGAUGCAUGAUUCAUUCUAAUGGAAUACUCUCACCAAUGAGAAAUGUUCCAAAUUCUGAGUACACAGAAACACUUCAACUCAUAGAUUCAUUUUUAAAUACACCCACAAAUGAGCACCUAGAAAUGGAAUCACCUGCAUUAACUUCUACGCCAGUGUGCAAUCAAAAGAUCAUUGUAACAACUCCACUACAUCGUGACCAAACACCUAAGCCUCAAAAAGAAAAUGAUGCUUUCAGAACUCCAAAUAUCAGACGUUCAAUAUUAGAAGGCUCACCUAGAACACCCACACCCUUUAAAAAUGCACUUGUUGCUCAGGAAAUUAAAUGUGGACCCUUGAAAAUGCUGGCAACAUCUCAUCUUGCAGACAACACUCAAGAUGUAAUUAAACAAGAGGCCAAUGAAACUACAAUUAUAAGUAGUCUUCAUGAAAAUGGACAACCUCUUUUAAAGAAAAUUAAGCAAGAAGUGGAGUCUCCUGAUAAGAAAAUGAGGAAAUUCCUCACAUUGGCACCAUGGGAAAGAGAACACUUAAAUACUCAGCUUUUCUCACAGGUUCCUUUGGAAGAAGUACCUAUGCAAAAUCUCCUGACAAGUUCUGUAUUAAUGAUGCCUGUAUCAGAGAAGACUGAUGACAUUCUUAACAAAGCAUUUGCAGCACAAAUGAGCAAACAGAUGGGCAGUUCAUUGCAGUUUGCCAAUACUUGGGAGGCUGUGGCUUGUGGGAAAACAGAAGAUCAACUUAUUGUAACUGAGCAAGCACGCAAAUACAUGAACACCUUUUCUACACGAACAUUAGUUAUGUAAUUUUUUUUCCAACUAAGCAUUAAGAAGUUUUGAAACACAUUGUAGACUCACAAUCCUCAUUUCUUCUUGUGAGCUUUCCAUCAAUGGAUGUAGAGCAAUGUUUUAUGACAACAAUUCAAUGGUGCAAAUUCCAUUCUUCACUAAGCACAAUUCUGUUGUUUGUCAGACUAGAAGGGUUGUAUUUCACCAGCCAAAAAGAUAAGUAUCGCAGUUAUCUACAGUAAAAGAUGCUUGAAGUUACAAAAAUGAUUCCUUCUAUUUAAAAAAAGUUGAAUAAAUAUUUUCAGUUGUAUUCAGCAGACUGUAACAUAUCAGUAUUCUUUUUGUAUUGGGUGGCGGAAAAGCAAUUAGUUUUUGGAAGUACUUCAAGACUGAUGUAAUUUAAAUAUGUAAGUUAAUAAAUUAAAUGAAAUGCACUGUUGACAAAAUAGAGGUAUAGCAUUACUACAAACCAAAUUAGAUGAAAAAAAUCAAGCUUUUGAAGAUGUAAAAUUGAUAGGUUUGAAGUAUUGUUUUUGUUUGAUUUUUUUGGGCCUUGUUUUGAGCCAUAUAUUAUAUAUAAUAUACAUACAUAUAUAUAAAAUAUAUGUGCAUGUGUGUUUUUGU